AAGGUCGUAAAGAUGGCUCCCAAAACAGAAAGAACGGUGCAACUUUCUUUCUUCGUGUUUUUAACGUUUAUCGAAGCAGUCGAUUGCUAUUAUUGUGACAAUGAUAAAUGCACUGAAGAAGAAUAUUGCUGUGGAGACAAUACAUGCUGUCCAUCCUACAAAGUUUGGGAUCUUUGGUAUUUCUGGUGUGGAGUUCUCUUCUUCAUGUUUCUUUUAUCACUGUGUGCAUGUCUGUGGAGGUACAGACUUCUUUCAAAUGGAACUAUAAUAAUAAGUGGCUACAGUUAUUCACCCCUGCAGGAAGUGGACUCAAUGGCUGCGCAUCAAGACUUUACGACUAUACGAUUUACACGUAAUGGUAAUGAAAUGUAUGAGCCCCACUUAGGCACCCCACCACCCUACAACCAGGCAUCAACUGGAAAUGUCAAAGUUGCAGGACUACCACCAUCAUAUGCACAAGUAGUUGGUAUGAGGGAGACUCAUUAAUUACAAACAGUUGGGAUAUGUAAAGACACAUAACUUAAAUUUGCUUAAUAUCCUGACCAAGUGAACAGAAAGGAACGUUAAUGUUUUUUACCUAGACUGUUGAAAACUAAGAACUAAAUUAGAUUUUAAAGCUUUAAGUGUGAAUUAAAUCAUAUUAAUUUUAAAGAAUAAUGAUUAAUCAAAUUAAUUUUAUGAAACUACAUACAUUUUGAUUUAUAAGUGAAAUACAUUUGUGUUUAUUUAUUACCAAAUAUGAAGAAUUAAACCGAUAGCAAAGGGAAAUACACGUAUAAUUUAUUUAGCUAAUUCGGUAGAAAUGAGAUACUGCUUUUAUUCUUUAUUUUUAAAAAGGGAACUUUUUUUUCAACUAUGCUGUUGUGAUUAAAGCUUGUAUGAAUAUAUUAGAAAAAUUACUAUAAAGAAUUUUCUUAGAUGUUUUUUAUAAACAGUGUUUUGAAUGUUAUUUUUUUCCAGUUAGUUUUUGUACUUUGAUAAAGUGGUAUGCAUUUUAAUGUCAGGGAUUUUGAACUCAUAUUUUUAUUUUAAAGUCACAUCAUAAAAUGAUUUUGCAAUUAAAGUGUUAGCAUUCACUUUAGUUUUGAGAAAGAUAUAUUCAGCCAUUUAUGUUAUUAAAAGUCUUAAUGAUUGAUAUCAGGUACAGUUCUUUACUUUGAUGUCAAAACCUUUAGGUUUGUCAUUGUGUAAAAUUUGAUGAACCAUGAUGUAUGCAUGACAGUUAUAAAAAAAAUUUCUUUUAGUAACUUGAUUGCAUGAAGCGUCUCAUAAUAAGGUGUUCAGAAAUUUUUUUAGCUGCACGUAUCAAAUGCACAAGAGCACACACUUAUUUUUUCUGUGAUUACUUUUAAUUUAAAGCAAUUGUUUGUCUUUCUGUUGUAUUGCAGACUGUUUGCAAUGUUUUUAAACCCUAAUCUGGGUAGCAGAAAGCAGUUAAAAUUUCUUUUAAUAGAGUAUGUUGUAACUUAUAUUGUAACCAUGACGACGUUUUGAGUUUUAAAAAUAGAAAAAAUUCUCUUACGAUUUUAAAAACAAAAUAGACAUACAAAAAUGAUCUGAUAUAAGCAUAUUGUGUAUAAAAUUAUCCUAAACUUUAAACUAUAGUGAGAAAAUGUUUGUUAUAUAUAAUUUAUGUUAAGUGCUUGCUUUAAACAUGUACUAGAAGUGUGAUUUACUGUCACUAGAGCUGAUUGCUGAACUCACCCACUGCAUAUCAUUUUGUUUGUUAGUUACAGUUCUCAGCUUCAGUUACUUCACAUUUCAAAAGCUGUUCAUUUUUAAUUUAAUGUUUUCAAAAAGCCAAAUGGAUUUUAUAUUUGGCCAAAAUAUUGUGGUACUAGUUUGGAAUUUACUAUUUUUAAAAAAAAAUAUAUGUGAAUAUUGUAACUAUAUCUCAGCAAUGAGAAUUUCUGAAGCGUUCCAUGAUUUUUUUCUCCAUGUUAUCAAGUAAGAAAAUGUAAACAUGAGAAUUACAUGUUACUGUUAUUACAUUUUUUUUUGCUAAAUGUUUAUAAAAAGUUGUUUAAAAAAGAAUUCAUAUAAAUUCAGAUAAAAAUAUAUAUUGGAUUAAUGCAUGUGUUUGUUGAAUUUUAGCUUAUGAAGUUAAUUUUCUCUAAAUAUUCUAGAACACUUUUACCAAACUAAAUUUUAGCCUCUGAAGUGUAUUUACUCUAAAUAUUCUAGGAUACCAAAUGCAUUUUUUCCCAUCAGUAAUAGAAAAAAAUUGAAAUUUCUUUGGUUCACAAGUUAAAUUAAAUGCCUAAAAUUCUAAUUUAAAAAUCCACAAAUAAUUAACACAUUGCCAGCUUCAAUACUAUGUUGAUUUAAGAAAUUUGUUUGAAAUUAAAUUAAAAUUUUGUGUGUGUGUAUAUUCUAGAUUGUAUACUUUGUAACCUAGGUGAAAAUACAAUGUUAGCAUUAAAAUAUAUUUGCAAGUCCGUCCUGAAUAUGUUUUGCCUCUUUUCCCUAGAUGGAUUCUUAUAUACAAUGUGGGGGAAUCACUUGGUUUAGAAAGUGUGAAUAUAUUUUUUUU
Molecule: messenger RNA, 2533 nt
Organism: Physella acuta
Lineage: Eukaryota; Metazoa; Mollusca; Gastropoda; Physidae
Source: RefSeq, a predicted model, not a curated record